Messenger RNA from Striga hermonthica, 768 nucleotides. The record is from the annotation of a GenBank genome assembly. Lineage: Eukaryota; Viridiplantae; Streptophyta; Magnoliopsida; Lamiales; Orobanchaceae.
AUGGUGGUGGUGGUUCUCUUGAAAAAAUUAGUCCUAUUGUUGGCGGUAUUGCCCCUGGCCUCUCCUUUGAUCCUGGAAAUAAGCGAAAAGACGGUGGCAGAAGAAGUCGAGUCCGAGUGCACGAGCUGGAGGGUUAGUGUUGAGGCGAAUAAUAAUUUGAGUCCUUGGAAGCAAAUCCCGAAAGAGUGUGGUGAGUAUGUGAAGCGAUACAUGAGGCUUAGAGGCUAUGCAAGUGAUGUCGAGAGAGUUUGUAGGGAGGCCAAGAUGUACGCAAGGAGUGUUAACUUCAGUGGCGAUGUGAAACCCAAAUAUGCAUGGAUUUUCGACAUCGACGAGACUCUUCUUUCUAAUAUUCCUUAUUAUCACCACCAUGGUUAUGGCUUGGAGAUUUUUAACAGUACAAAGUUUGACGAGUGGGUGGAUAUGGGAAUGGCGCCUGCCAUAGACCCAAUUUUGAGGCUAUAUGAAGAGGUUUUAAGGCUGGGAUUUAAGAUCAUCAUAUUGGGAGGUAGGAGCGUGAGUCGACAGAGUAUAACCGUUCACAAUUUGUUACAAGCCGGAUUUACAGAUUGGGACAAGCUCAUACUUAGGUCCCCGGAAGAUCAUGGGAAAAAAGCUAUGAUGUACAAAUCAGAGAAAAGAAAGGAGCUGGUUUUAGAAGGUUAUGAGAUUGUAGGCAACUGUGGAGACCAGUGGAGUGAUAUAUUAGGGUCCUCCAUCUCUAAACGUUCUUUCAAGCUUCCUAAUCCUAUGUAUUGCAUUCCUUGA